UCGGGACGGCUCCGGGGGCGGCAGCGGCGGCGGUAGCGGGCUCCCCAGCGGCAUGCCAGUGCUCCCCCGGCGCUAUGGCUAGCGGGAGUUCGGGGAAGUCUACUAGCGAGGCGGCUUCUCCUCCUGCUCCUGCUAGCGGUGUUUGUCACUCGAGUGCCGUCGGGGUCGGCUCGCAGCCACGGAAGAGGCUUGUCUCGGUCUGCGACCACUGCAAGGUGAAGAUGCAGCUGGUGGCCGAUCUGCUGCUGCUGUCUAGUGAGGCGCGACCGGUGCUGUCGGAAGGCUCCACUGCUUCCUCCGGCCCCGGAGGUGAGUCCUUUGAAAAGUGUCGGGACACCAUCAUCGCCCGCACAAAAGGGCUCUCCAUCCUGACUCACGACGUACAAAGUCAACUCAACAUGGGCCGUUUCAGCGAGGCCGGGGACAGUCUGGCGGAGCUGGGCGAGCUGGUCGUCUCGCUGACCGAGUGUUCGGCUCAUGCCGCCUACUUAGCCGCGGUGGCCACCCCAGGGGCACAGCCGGCACAGCCGGGCUUGGUGGACCGGUACCGAGUGACCCGCUGCCGGCACGAAGUGGAGCAGGGGUGUGGGGUGUUGCGAGCAACUCCUUUGGCGGACAUGACACCCCAGUUGCUGCUGGAGGUGUCCCAGAGCCUGUCGCGCAAUCUCAAGUUCCUAACGGACGCCUGCGCCCUGGCCAGCGAAAAGUCCCGGGACCGCUUCGCCCGAGAGCAAUUCAAACUGGGCGUCAAGUGCAUGAGCACCAGCGCGUCGGCGCUGCUGGCCUGCGUGCGGGAGGUGAAGGCGGCGCCCAGCGAGCUGGCCCGCAGCCGCUGCGCGCUCUUCAGCGGGCCCCUCGUACAGGCGGUCAGCGCCCUGGUGGGCUUCGCCACCGAGCCCCAGUUCCUGGGUCGAGCCGCCUCCGUCAGUUCCGAGGGCAAGGCGGUGCAAACCGCCAUCCUCGGUGGGGCCAUGAGUGUCGUGUCGGCCUGCGUGCUCUUGACCCAAUGCCUCAGGGAUAUAGCCCAGCACCCCGACGGGGGCGCCAAGAUGACAGACCACAGGGAAAGGCUGAGGAAUUCAGCCUGCGCCGUCUCGGACGGCUGCAACCUGCUAUCUCAGGCACUAAGGGAGAGGUCUUCGCCCAGGACUUUACCGCCAGUGAAUUCCAAUUCUGUGAAUUAACCCUAUCCCGACUGCCCCCCACCCACCUUCACCCCCUUCUCCAGUUUAUUCCCUUCUUGCCCCUGAUUGUGACUACAGAAA
This is a messenger RNA of Vombatus ursinus (common wombat), 1265 nucleotides long. RefSeq names its product talin rod domain containing 1 (gene TLNRD1). Bases 75 to 1184 code for a protein of 369 amino acids. The transcript has a single exon. NCBI's taxonomy places the organism in Eukaryota, Metazoa, Chordata, Mammalia, Diprotodontia, Vombatidae. Gene Ontology annotation, molecular function: actin binding. The record is from RefSeq and is a predicted model, not a curated record.